AAGUACUUGCAGGCAGAUCCAAUUGAACUGACAUUGGGGUCAGGACACGGUUUGCCUCUUCGUCACUGUACCUCAUAAUGUCUGCUCUCGCCGCCGUACUAGCCGAUCCUGCCUAUCAUGACUACCUCUCAAUCAUCAAGGGAGCUCGCAAUGGCUUCGUUUAUGGCGUGAAAGUGCGGUUUCCGCAUGCGCUCAUCAUGGCGAUACUGUUCGGACGUGGCGACUGGAAGACUCGCUUUCGAGCGAUAUAUCGCGCGACCAGACAACACGCGUUGAAUCUUGCCAAAUUCGUGUCAUUGUACAAAACAGUUCUGCUGGUCCAGAAAAAGCUGAAUGGCGGCGUACAACGCAGUGCGGACACGUUUAUUGCCGGACUCGUUACGGGCUAUGUUGUUUUCGGUGACCGUAAUGCGGUCAACGAGCAGAUCGUGCUAUACGUCUGCUCACGGGUCGUGGCAUCCUUCAUACCCCGUGCUGCUUCACCGUACUCCAUGAGCUCUGCCAGCAGUUCCGUCGUGAAGCCGGUUCCUCCGGAUGCCCGCAAAUUCUCGAUAUUCGCGGCGCUUUGUUGGGGAGCGGUCAUGUGGCUCUUCAACGAAAGAGGCGAGACGAUCCAGCCCGGGAUGUUCCAUUCCAUGGUGUACCUGUACCGUGAUUCGGAGCACUGGAACAGUCUGCGGACGCUCCUCUGGCAUAACAAGUGAUACGAGAUUGGUCUGUAGGGCUAUAAAUGAGGUUCUUCCUAUUGGAUGCGGCAUAGGUCAUAGGUGUUGCAGCCAGCUAUCCCUGUCAUGUAGACGUCUCCGAUUUUUCAAUCUUUCAAUUGGAAUCAUUAGUUCAUCCGUCACAGAUGAUUCUAUCAAUGCAUCGUAUGGUAU
Messenger RNA from Laetiporus sulphureus 93-53, 878 nucleotides. RefSeq names its product peroxisomal membrane protein 4. The transcript is spliced from 4 exons. The record is from RefSeq and is a predicted model, not a curated record. Gene Ontology annotation, cellular component: peroxisomal membrane. Bases 78 to 704 code for a protein of 208 amino acids. Lineage: Eukaryota; Fungi; Basidiomycota; Agaricomycetes; Polyporales; Laetiporaceae.